UAAAAUAUAAAUAGAUAUCUUGAUAGUUGGACGCAAGAGCCAAGCUGCUACGCGCCCUAAACCAAAACAACAAAACAACAACGUUUAUCUUCAAUUCACUCGAACUGAAAUAGCUGCAAUGACUAUGGAAGAUUCUGCUGUUCAGCGUUCCUUCACGACAUUGCUGAAGGAGGACCCGGAGAUGUCCGUUGCCUUUGCUGCCAUCAACACCCUUCUCACUGACCUGGAGACCCAUGAAUACGAGACUAUGAGCGGUCUAAUGGAGCGGAUGGGCCAGCUGCAGAAGAUCCUGCAGGCCAGUGAGAAGGCCGGCGCGUCCGUCUCCUCGGGCACCGAGCUGUUUCUGCGCUCCGUCACGCUGAUCGCUAACCUCGACAAGAAGGGGCAUCUACGGGAGAGCCAGAGUCUGAUGAUUGAGCGCGGCCGCGACUUUAUCCAGCAGUACUCGGGGGCGCGCCAGAAGAUCGCCGACCUCUGCGACCCGUUCAUCAUGGACGACAUGACCAUCCUCACACACUCCAGGUCGCGGGCCGUCAGAGACGCUCUCAUCAGGGCGAAGAAGGAGAGCGGUAAGAACUUCCGCGUACUGGUCACCGAGAGCCAGCCGGACCGGAGCGGUGCCGAGCUGCGCCGGGAGCUGGCCGCCGCCGGGAUCGACUGCACGGUGAUCCUGGACGCGGCGGUGGCCUACUCGAUGGAGUCGGUCGACUGCGUGCUGGUCGGCGCCGAGGGUGUCGUCGAAAACGGCGGCAUCGUCAACAAGAUCGGCAGCCUGGCGGUGGCCAUGAGCGCGCACGCCUUCAAACGGCCGCUGUACGUACUGGCCGAGUGCGUCAAGUUCGUGCGGCUGUACCCGCUCAACCAGCAGGAGGUGCCCGACGAGUUCAAGUUUGCGCUGGUGCGGCCCGGCUCGGAGGCGCGGGACAAGACCAACCCUCUGGUGGACUACACACCUCCGCGCUACAUCACGCUGCUGUUCACCGACCUGGGCAUCCUCACGCCGGCCGCCGUGUCGGACGAACUCCUGCAGCUCUACAUGUGAGCGGCUGCGUACGGACAAAGACCUGUGUUUGUACUGUGGCGGAAUUCCUUCAGUUUCAUAGCUCACCUGACCGAGGACUCCAAGGGCUGAGGGCUACAUGAACUCCUUACGCAAGCUGAUGAAAUGAUCAGGACUCCCUCAGACCUACUGCGGCCCUGUAAGGAGCAGCUCUGUCAGUCACUAGCGAAGCUCAAACUGGGCCAUCGCUGGCUAAACAGCACCCUGCUGCGCAUACCGGCCUGGCUAAACCCUGCUGUGUAUGCUGGCUGACGGUGGUCUGGGAGUUUUGCAACAGUGCCCGUCUGCCACCCGGCCAGCCAGUCGGUCGGUCAGUGGUCUCUGCCCGGCCGCUGGUACCCAAGGUCGACUAUGUAAUGUGUAUCGGACGCGGCCCCGGCUGGAUGUCCCAGAUGAGGGCGUCUUCAUGGUGAUUUCUCGGCGAGACAGCCAUGAUCUUCUGUCCGUGGAGGUAUACGAUUGAACCUGUCGUGGGAUCUGUGCUGUUGGAGAAGGGUAUUGGUUGACUUGGGUUUGUGAUGAAUGAUAGCGUAAGUCGUUCGGUUUGUAAGUUGUUCAUUGCAAGCCAUAUUUUGUACGUAUUUAUGACGCUUGUGUGAAAUACAGAAAAAUAAAUGUUCAUUGUUCA
This is a messenger RNA of Amphibalanus amphitrite, 1688 nucleotides long. Its product is annotated as translation initiation factor eIF-2B subunit alpha-like. The transcript has 8 exons. Lineage: Eukaryota; Metazoa; Arthropoda; Thecostraca; Balanomorpha; Balanidae. Gene Ontology annotation, cellular component: eukaryotic translation initiation factor 2B complex. The record is from RefSeq and is a predicted model, not a curated record. The coding region runs from base 119 to 1042 and encodes 307 amino acids. Gene Ontology annotation, biological process: translational initiation. Gene Ontology annotation, molecular function: guanyl-nucleotide exchange factor activity; translation initiation factor activity.